AUGCCGGCAUGGAUAUCUAUGGCUUUUCACUCAAGAAAAAUGACUAUCCCUAUAACCUUUGGCUUCAAAACAUCAGUCAUGUUGUGCAUCUUGGUUUCCGUCCUGUCUGCGGCUUCCAUGGUCCUUUCCAUCCCAUCUUUUACCAAAAUCAUAUUGCCACCUCCAACCUCAGGUCCUGAAUCUCUCGCCUUUGAGCCAUUUCGUGGAGUAUUCUACACAGGAGUUGCUGAUGGAAGAAUUCUCAGAUAUAGAGGACCCCAUGUUGGUUUCUCAGAUUACGCCUUCACCUCGCUCAAGUGGUCCCAUGCUGAAUGUGAUGGCACCACUAAUCCAGAUCUGCGACCAAAAUGUGGAAGGCCAUUUGGUUUGGCACUAAACAGAACAGGAUAUCUCUUCAUUGUAGAUGCCUAUUAUGGUCUCUUGGUAGCAGGACCUAAUGGAAGAUUGGCAACACAACUUGCUAUUAGUGCAGAAGGAGUGCCUUUCCGCUUCUGCAAUGGUUUGGACAUUGAUCAAGCAACUAGACUCGUGUAUUUCACGGACUCCAGUGCGGUCUAUGAUCUAAGAACUAUCGCAGACCACCCAGAUGAUUCCACAGGAAGAUUACUGAGAUACAACCCGAAAACUAAUCUAGUCAAGGUGUUGCUAAGGAAUCUUAGAGGACCAGCAGGGGUUGCAAUUAGCAGAGACUGCUCAUUCCUUCUUGUCUCAGAGCUCAGUGGCAAUAGGACAAUAAAAUAUUUUCUCACAGGUCAAAGAGCCACUACUUUCAUAUGCAUAAACUUCCAGCCAAAGCCAAAUAACAUCAAGAGAAGUAUAAUAGGAAAUGACUUUUGGGAUGCAGCGAUAAUGGGAGGACAAUCACCUCUACCGAUAGGGCAAAGAAUUAAUGGAUUUGGUAAUGUCUUGGUUACAAUAAGUUUUGAGGCACAGUAUGGCACCACUGCGAUCAGUGAAGUUCAACCAUUUGCUGAUUCAUUAUAUAUAUCAUCAAGGUUUGUGAAUUUCAUUGUUGUUUACAGGCCCUAG
Mangifera indica (mango) is the source of this 1029-nucleotide messenger RNA. RefSeq names its product strictosidine synthase-like. The record is from RefSeq and is a predicted model, not a curated record. Bases 1 to 1029 code for a protein of 342 amino acids. Gene Ontology annotation, molecular function: strictosidine synthase activity. The transcript is spliced from 3 exons. Gene Ontology annotation, biological process: biosynthetic process. Lineage: Eukaryota; Viridiplantae; Streptophyta; Magnoliopsida; Sapindales; Anacardiaceae.